AUGGACGCCGAACAAGUUGAAACAUUAUCAAUAUCGUCUCCUGUUAAACAAGGAAAUAAACGAAUAUUUGUUAAUAAUGUAGACUUGUUUACUGGGAAAAAUAUAGGAAAGUAUUUGAACGGCUGCUUUCCCGGAGCUUCGCAGCAGCCCCUAGACGCAGAGGAUGAGGAAGCUGCGUCGGUGCGAAGCUACGAGGCAUCGUCGCCGCAAGAGGGAACCUUUGACGUUUGUGGUUCGCUGAGUCAUCGCGAGGGCGGGCGUCCCCCGUGGAUCGCACACAUCGUCGACUCGUCUGAUAGGGAGUCGAUGGAAGAAGCAUUGUUGGACUGCGACGUCAUCGUCUACAACAUCACAGAUGGCGCUGCACAACUGGAGGAAGCUCGUUGGGCCGUGUCUACCUUGCAUGGCCACAUUGAUGAGCUAUCAUCGCAGAAAAUCUUCAUUCUCCUGUCGACCGUGAUGACCUGGGCCAAAAGCAAGCUGAUGGACGCUGAGGACCCAGAUAUUCCGUUUACUGAAGAGGAUUUUCGCAAGAGAAGAGCCCAUCCAAACUUCAAAGAGCACAUGUCGCUCGAAAAGCAUGCACUCAAACUAGGAAAAACCAACAAGUCCAAGUUGAUGACCUACGUCGUGGCGUCUGGCCUCACCUAUGGCUGUGAAGAGGAGGUGUUUCAUUUCUUCUUCAAGGAAGCUUGGCACAAUGCACCCUUCCUGCCAGUAUUAGGGGGCGGUGAAAACAAUCAGCCAACGAUUCACAUACAAGAUCUGGCCAGCGUGGUUCAAAACAUCAUCGAUGGCCGACCGAAAACCAAAUACAUCCUGGCCGUUGACGACUCAAGGAGUACAUUAGAAGAUAUAAUAAAGGCAAUAAGUGUACAUCUCAGCAAUGGAUGUGUCAAGCAGAUCCCCAUAGCUGACGUGUUCCUCUACAAGGACAUAACGCAAGUUCAGUGUGACAUGCUGCUGGUCGACCUUCCGAUGGAGGCGUCCUGCGUCAAGGACAGGAUGAACAUCCGAUGGGUCGCCGAGAUGGGCGUCGUGGAAAACGCCGCCGCCGUCGUCGCAGAAUUUAGGAAGUCUCGCGGCCUUCUGGAGAAAAGUGCUGCCAGAGCCAACGACGACGGCGAUGACGGUGAUGAUGACGAUGGAAAGGCGAUGGAGGAUAAAGAGCUACUGGAUGCAAUCAGAGAGGCACAGGAAAUCAACAACGGCAGAAUUGAGGAUCAAUACAUCACGAAUUUCUUCAGAGAUAUUUUGCUAUCUAAGCAAUGCCAGAACCAGGGGUUCAUAUUAGAUGGGUAUCCAAAGACGACAGAUCAGGCCAAAGUCCUGUUCGCAGUUACGGACGAAGAUCGUGAAGACAACCCAGAUGGAGAUCUAAAGUACAAUGCAUUGAUCAUGCCAGAGGUCGUCGUUCACCUGGAGGCGCCGGACACCUUCCUCAAGGAGCGGGUCAUCAACCUUCCCGAGGCGGUCGUGCAUGGCACACACAAUUCUGAGGCGGGGUUUACGCGCCGUCUCGACGAGUACUCGCUGAUAAACACUGAGGACGAGACCGUACUCAACUACUUUGAUGAGCUGGAGAUCCAUCCGGAGCGAAUAAAUAUCGCGACCGACGACAGCCCAGAAAUGAAACAAACCGUCGAGCAGAUAGUGGAGAUAAUUGGCGCGCCGCGCAACUACGGACCGAGCGAGGAGGAGCUGGAGGAGGCACGCCGGCUCGCAGUGGAGAAGAAGCUGCGCGAGCAGGAGGAGGCGAGGAUGAAGAGACAGCAGGAGGAAGCGACGGAGACAGCAGAACGCGCGGCCAGCGAGGCCGAGUGGGCGGCGCGGCUGCAGCGUGUGCGGCAACAGGAGAGUGAACUUCUGGCGACGCGCUCCGUACCAAUGCGCAACUACCUGAUGCGUCACGUCAUGCCGACCCUCACCCAAGGUCUACUCGAGUGCUCCAAGGUGCGGCCGGACGACCCCGUCGACUACCUGGCGGAGUAUUUGUUCAAGAACAACCCAUCUUCGGUGUGACAUGGAAAAAGCACAGAGCAGACCUCCCCGCACAACGUCUCUCCCAGCAUCUCUCUGUCACAGCAUCCCUCACACUCAUGGAACCCUUCACGAAACAGUCAGAUGUCGUCGACUAUUUAAUUGCUUUUUUCAUCGUGGUCGCUACCGCCCCCCCCCCCUCCUCCUCCACUCACCCACCUCCCACCUCCCCCCUGCUCUACGAGCGGGUGGGAUUCAUGGCUUUCUUUCCGAUCAUCAUUAACAUUCUGCUGGCGCCACGGCCCGCCCGUGUAGGCAGGCGCGCACGGGACAGCGUGAUGAGUCGUUAGUGUACGAUCCGCUAUUCGCGGUCGCUUCAUCUACUGCGUGCUUGACUUGACGUGCGACUGCGCGGCGCGUGUCGAGCCACUGCGGUUGUUGUGAGUUGUUCUCAUACUUGUUAAGCGAGUUGUUUCCCGCUGUGCCUGCGUUUUGUUAGCGUUCUGUAGUUAGCGAGGUAUGUUAAAGUAACCAUAUGUACGCGAGCACGCACACAUAAACAUCGAAUACAUAUCCUGUAAUAUAUCAAGAGUUUUAAUAAUACCUUAUCC
Messenger RNA from Priapulus caudatus, 2591 nucleotides. RefSeq names its product adenylate kinase 7-like. NCBI's taxonomy places the organism in Eukaryota, Metazoa, Priapulida, Priapulimorpha, Priapulimorphida, Priapulidae. The coding region runs from base 1 to 2022 and encodes 673 amino acids. The transcript has 18 exons. The record is from RefSeq and is a predicted model, not a curated record.